This is a messenger RNA of Cyphellophora attinorum, 5427 nucleotides long. RefSeq lists its product as uncharacterized. Gene Ontology annotation, molecular function: transmembrane transporter binding. Gene Ontology annotation, cellular component: axon initial segment; synapse; membrane. The record is from RefSeq and is a predicted model, not a curated record. The transcript has 3 exons. The coding region runs from base 1 to 5427 and encodes 1808 amino acids. Lineage: Eukaryota; Fungi; Ascomycota; Eurotiomycetes; Chaetothyriales; Cyphellophoraceae. Gene Ontology annotation, biological process: negative regulation of delayed rectifier potassium channel activity; neuronal action potential.
AUGGAGCUCCCUCAGAUUCCGACAGUCAUCGAACAAUACCUGUUCGAGAUCGAAAAGUGCAAGGACCACGAGGAGAUCCAGUCCGCCACGAGACCCUACGUUGUCUACGAGAACAAGCUUCGCGAGAUCUUUGCUCAGCAACCUGAUCAUCCGGCUGUGGCAAAGUCUCACCUUGUAGGACUGUUCCACAAGGACAACCCGACACCAAAAGCUCAGCCUCGCCUACCGGACAAGCAGAGUGAUGAGAUUCGAGACAAAUACCUCUUGCCGAUCCCGAACACCGACCGCAAACACCCUGGCGAUGCCGCUGUCGUUCAAAGCAUUGCUCAAUUUAAGACCAAUUUCAAUGUUUUCAGCGAGUCAUCCCUUAUCGAUCUCGAUUGGAGCAAUGUCGUGGCUGCAGGCAGUAGCGUCGUGACCGCUUUGCUGCCAGUGCCUUUACCUCACAAUGAGUCGAAACGCACCCAGCGUGCAUACUAUCACCAGACCCUGGCUCCUGCCUCGGAUGUCGAUCUGUUCAUAUACGGUCUCAAUGAAGAGGAAGCAGUGGAGAAGAUCAAGUCCAUCGAGCGGGCUGUCCGAGACAGCAUCCUGAGCGAAACGACCACGAUUCGCACCAAGAAUGCCAUCACCAUUGCAUCCGAAUAUCCGACUCGUCACGUUCAGAUCGUCCUUCGACUCUACAAAAGCGUUACAGAAAUCUUGACAGGCUUCGAUGUUGACUGCUCGGCGGUGGCAUACGACGGCACUCAAGUCUGGUGUUCGCCUCGUGCAUUGGCUGCUUUCAAGACCCAAAUCAACACGGUCGAUCUCACUAGACGCUCUCCAUCUUACGAGAAUCGUCUCUCAAAGUAUUCACACCGCGGCUUCGAAGUCUAUUGGCCAUCUCUCGAUCGUUCCAGGGUUGACCCCACAAUCUACGAACGCUCCUUCUCUCGCGUCCUUGGUCUAGCCAGACUGCUGGUUCUCGAGAAGCUGCCACAUCCAAACGAUCGCGACACAUAUCUUACUCAGCGACGCGCAGAGCGUGGUCGUCCGCCUCUUCCGUGGAAUCAUCGAUUUCGCCACGCCCUUGCUGGCAACGUGAAGGACUCCCAGCCAGAUGAUGUGGCAGAGUGGGUCGAGGGUGAUGAGGUUUCCAACUAUCACAGCUUCACGAUUCCUUACGGGCCUAAAUACUCCGCUAAGCGGAUUGAGAAGCUAUUGUUCACCAAAGACCUCUUGCUCAAUGCGGCGGAAUGGAACCGGCCGAAGAAGCGUGAGACUACUUUGCACCGCCAUCCUGCCUUCUUCGGAUCGGUCGAUGAGGUGAUUCACGACUGCUGUGGUUACUGCCCCAAGCCAGAGACAGAUGAAGACUUCGCUGCAUACGAGGAAGAAAGCAAGACUUUCAUCUCUGGGAACAUGACAUUUCUCAAGGAUGACCCAGGACGUCAGGCUGUCGGUAGUUUCCAUCCAUUGACUGACGAAGACUGGACGGAGCAGGCAUACGUAGGUAACACUACGGUCCUUUGUCAAGCUAUCGUCGACCACGAUCUAGAAACCGUCGAAGACUGGUUCUCCAGCAUUCGAAAUGAUGGCGAGAUCGCAGAUCCAAAUCGCCGAGAUCAUGCUGGACGGACUCCUCUGCUCCUGGCGACAAUGUGCUCUACGCCGGAGAUUGUGCGUUAUUUGAUUGAUCAUGGCAGUCGAAUGGUCUCACGGCUGUAUAAUGGACUGACAGCUCUUCACGUCGCCGCUUACCGAGGCGAAGUCGAGAUGGUGAAAGCGCUGCUCGACCGCAGUGCAGACAACGAGGAAGAAGAAGCUCGCAAGGCGGACUCCCGGAAGGAAGCCAGACGCGCUGCUGCCAGAAGCUCGGAUCAACAGGACACGGCUAUGACAUCUGACGAUGCUGACUGGGAGUCCGAAGACGACAGUGGUGAUGACGAUGUCGAUGUUAUUACGGAGGGUUCCUUUGUCAAAGUUUCAGACAAUGUCGACCAUGCAGACGAUAGCGAGACGGAUCCUGAUGUGUUUGAUGUGGACGUUCUGGCCUGGGACCAGCCACUGAGUCCACUGCAUCUUGCUAUCAUCAACGGCAGCACUGAGGUAGUGGAGCUUCUCAUCAAGACCUACGGCGCCGAUGUGUUGCUGCCGUUCACCGUCAAGACAUAUUGGGGGCAGUCAAACACUAUCUUCACGCUAGUCCUUGCUCUACAACAACCCCUUCAGCAGGCUAAGCAGAUGCUAGCUACUCUGAUGUCAAAUGGCGCCAUCACGACUCAGGCCGACAGCUCUGGCCAAUCUGCAUUGCAGUUCGCAAUCGCUGAUACCAAGUCUCAAAUUGUCGAGUUCCUAAUGAAUCAGACUGCUCCCCAGAGCCUUCCCAGAGCCAUCAACAAGGUGACCAUGACCGACUCCUCCUGGACGCGAGAUGUUUCAACUCCCCUUCUGGUCGCUGUACGAACACGCUCGCCGGAGAUUGUGGCAGGAGUGCUCACGCAUGGUGCUUCUCCAUCUAUCACGUACGAGAUGUUUGCUCCGGCUUACAUUGAGAAGCUCGGGCGUACACAAGAGGUCGACCAGACAAAGAAGGACUAUGCAAUGUCAUGCGAGCAGCCAAUCACCAUCGCUGUUUACGCCGAAGUUCCCCAGAUCGUUCAGCAAUUGAUUGACGCGGGCGCAGACGUCAAUACCCUUACUACAAAAGCACAGAAGUAUCUUCUCGCCAACGAUCAGUGGUCCUACGAACAUCCUCAGAGCCUCCUCGACGUGAUUGAUGAGAAGCUCCACCAUCUUUCGCAGUAUCUUGAAUCAGGCGCCAGAGACUCAGGGAAUCUGCCACCAGCACCACCAAAGCUCGACGAAGACCAAAAAUAUCUGGAAGCAUUCGCGGUCGAUUCGUAUCAAGCGGCCACGGCGGCUUACAAUCUACACGCAGCCAAGCGCGUUAUUCGCUUCAUGAAUAGACAACACGCCGAAGAAGUCAAAAAUCCAACAGAGCCCGCCUCAAAUCCAAACGGCGAGAACAAGAGAGCUGCCAUUCUGGCCAUGGUGGAACGCUUUAAGGUUCUGCGUGUGAACAUGGUGAAGAGAGGCGCAAAGACGUUCCGCGACUUACAUCCAGACGCUCCGGACGAGAAGGAUCGGCCGCAUUAUGGCUAUCACCGAGCCGAGACGAAGCAAGCAAACACACCAUACGAGACACAAUUCAAGUUCGAGUAUCUACAUCAAGAUACCGAGCGGGACAGACUGGUCUCGCUGUUUGAGGCUGCGUGGAGUGGAGACCGACAGCAGCUCAAGCGCUUGACUACUGGCGAGAAAGCACUGCCUGUGACCAUCAAAGAUAUGAAUGGCUGGGGUCCGCUAUCAAUAAGCGUAGCUCGGGGUCACCUUGAACAGGCGGACUUAUUACUAGAAAUCUGUGCUGCGCAGUAUUAUCCGGAGGAGGAGACUCGACAGCGAAUGCGGCUUCGUGGUGAUGAAGGCGAGAUCAGCGACUAUGAUGAGGACGAUUGCGAGGACGAUAUGAUUGCUACCGACGAUGACAGUGAUACCCAAUUCCACGAUGUCGGACAACACGCAAAUGCUGUCAAGUCCAAGGUAUCGCCUCUGGACCAAGCAGAGAAGAUGAUGGAACUCACUCGCGGUGGUAAGAACUACUCCGGCGUACGCAUCAGCGACAAGUAUUCAUGGGCUUGGUUCCAGGCCGCUUUGCUGGAAGAACACAAGUGGGGUCGCUCACUUGAACGACUCGCCGUCGUGAAGAACGAUAUGAAGAUGCUCAUCUUCGUUCUUGAUGCUGGACAGAAGUAUUCGGACUUUCAGGUCCAGAGAAUGGACGAAGAUCAGCCCAGAAUCUUCCGCUUCGACUCAGCUGUAUUCGAUCUUGCGCUGAGGUCGGGCCGAAUCGAAAUGGUCAGCGAAAUCAUCCGCCGAACCGGUCAUGCGUUCCCACUGCAGAAGCUUGCCAAGCGUACUGGAAUCAAACUCGAUCAGAAGCCAAGAUACUACCAGGGGCUUUCAGUUCGCGGUUCCAAGCGAGAAGAUUGGGCAGCCCAGGGCCGUGGAGAACAUGGUACCAGCUUGGGCGAGGACGAUCUCUCUAUCUUGCUGCGAGCGGUACUUUCUGGUAAUGUGGAGAGUGCUGAGUACUUCACGUCCGACAGUCCUUUGGAACGCUAUGGAGAAUUCGCCGAGAACUUCAAGGAUGACAAGCGUCUCCAAGUACUUGCCAAGGCGAAAGGCGGCGUUGGAAAAGCUUUGUCGACCUGGUAUGGCACGCGAUCCGAUCUCUUGGUUCACAUCGCGGUAAUGAGUGGACCUGUCCGGGACGGCACACAGCCUGUCCUUAAGUAUGCCCUGAAGACCGCACCUCAACUCCUCGACAACAAGAGCGCGUCAGGAGAUACGCCUCUGCUGCUAGCUGUACAGCUGCAGAGAGUAGAGGCCACGAAGAUGCUAUUGGCAGCGGGAGCGGAUCAGACGGCGCGCAACGCCAAAGGGGAGAAUGCCAUGCACAUUGCCCUCUCUACCUGGAACCCGAGUCCCAUACUCGAGCUAUUUGACCCAAAGCUCAUUCGUGGCAUGCUGAUGGAAAGAGCGGCAUCGAGCGAGGCCUCAAUGACUCCGCUAGCUCGAGCUGUGUCUGACACGGAUUACGAGGUUUUCGUCUACAAGUGCGAGCUCGCAUUCUCCUACAGCAAAGGAGAAGACUUAAUGGUCCCCAACGGCGCAGGCGACUAUCUCAUCCAUGACCUGGUGCGUGCUGGCAAGGAGACACAUGUGAAGUAUCUCAUCGACUACCGGCCCGAUCUGUUGUACAUCGAGAACGCCACCGGGAUGCUGCCAAUCGACAUAGCUGUCACGCGGUAUCUUCGCCAUGUCACCGAAUGCCCUCCGAAGGCCUCCCCAGAUUGGGGCUGGCCGGGUCAAGGCAACGAUCACGCCAACGAUAUACUCCGUCGUUCAGACGUCGCAUUCGAGGACAAGGCGGCAAAGACCGACCCGACAACCGUCGCGCAACGUGUCAUCGACGAACUUCUCGACCUUGACGCCGCUGACCAGGAUCGUCCCGGACCUUGGCGUAUGCAGCGUCUUCUUCUCAAGCUCGCGAAAAAGUAUCCCGGCAAGCGCAAGCUGGUGAGCGUGUUCGAUGCCAACGAGGUGGCGAAACGUCUUGCCGCGAAACAACAGGAGAAGAAUGCGGAGGCCCGGCGCCAGGAGCGAUUUGGAUUGCAUGCCAAGGGUGCGUGGAGACGGGAGAUGUACGAUGGCGGACCGGCAUCAGAUAAUGGUGACGAACGCAAAGAUGAGGUGGAUAUGUGGAUGCGAGAUGCAACGGAGAAGCGAAAGUAUGACUGGGAGAAACUGCUGGCGGAGAUGCAUCGCUCGGAAGAGGGUAAGGUGGCAGCAGACAAUGCUGAGGCCAUGGAAGUUGACUAA